Alternaria novae-zelandiae is the source of this 636-nucleotide messenger RNA. RefSeq lists its product as uncharacterized. Lineage: Eukaryota; Fungi; Ascomycota; Dothideomycetes; Pleosporales; Pleosporaceae. Bases 1 to 636 code for a protein of 211 amino acids. The record is from RefSeq and is a predicted model, not a curated record. The transcript has a single exon.
AUGGCUUCUUUCGUAUACAACAGCGCUUUCCAGUGCUGCGUGCCCAACCCACUGACCCCUCGAGGAGAAGGCGAAAUACCCACCCCAGAAGAAGAAGCAUUAGCUUGCAAGAUCAACAGGGCUCUGGCGUCUGGACCCAUAUCCAUCACCAAGAAUGCCACCAUCGCCGACUGGAGCCACUGGGGCCCCGAUCGGAAACUAGUCAUACUACGAGAAGGAACAAACCACUGGACAGCCUUCCCCGGAAACGAGAACACAGUCGGCAAUGUCCCGAUGUGCGCCGACCCCAUGGGUCUCCAGUGGAUCCAAGAUGCCUAUGCCGCUAAGCCGGCACCCACGAACACUGCGCCAGGUCUCAUAUACAUGUUGUGCGGAGCAAAUCAGCACACUACCACGAACCCGGCAGACAGAACGAGCCCGGCUAUUCCAAUCGGGCCGCACUAUAUGAUCCUGUGGCCUUUUGAAGCGGAACGAGAUGGGUUUCCGGAUACGAUUCGCGACCAGGGUGCCUGGGUCAUGUUCGACAAAACGCCGUACGCUCAUUUGCACGUUUGUGGUACACCCUGGGCGGGGAAGGAGUACGAUAGGGAGAAGACGAAGGCGAACUGGGAUUUACGUUACGAGGAUAGGACUUGA